AUGGCAUUAGCAUCGGAAACUCCAUCCACCAACACAAAGAAGCGUGUCUCCUGCUAUGAGUUCGACACGGUAGCGGAUGUGAUUGGAAAAGGCUCCUACGGUGAAGUGUACCGCGCCACUGUUGUGAAGCCGCAGGGCGACAGUGAAGUCGUGGCCCUCAAGCGAACGAUGUGUGCCGCAAAAGAAGAGGGAAUGCCCGCCUCCACCAUGCGGGAAAUUAUGGUGUUGAGAGAAGUUACGAAAGGCAUGCAGGGCGAUAUAAGAAAUGGAGAGGGUCCGGCAUUAGGAAGUAAUAAUGUCGUCAAACUACAUGAUGUGUUAAUCGAUAAGAAUGUAGUGUAUAUGGUAACAGAGUAUUGUGAGGCCGGGGACUUAUCGUGUUAUCUGAAGAAACAACCCAAAAACCGUAUUGCAGAUCCUCAUCAAUAUAGACGAUGGAUGCGGGAUUUACUUCGUGGGAUUUGUUAUCUUCACACCAGGAAAUUCUCUCAUCGAGAUUUAAAGCCACAGAAUAUCGUUCUUAAAGCUGUAUCAAGUAGAAAAACGGACUCCGAUGACAAAAUGGAUAAUAAUAUUAUAAAUGAAAAAAUACAAAGUGAGGCAGAAAAGUAUAUUCUUAAGAUUACAGAUUUUGGACUUUCUCGUGUUGAAGGAAUACCUGUAAAGAAAUAUCAACACGAAGCCGUCACUUUAUGGUAUCGUAGUCCUGAUUUAUUGCUUGGAAAUACAUGUUACGCCUAUACAGCUGAUAUGUGGAGUGCAGGUUGUAUUAUUGCAGAGACGGCGAGUGGAAAUGCACUUUUUAGAGGAAAGAAUGAAACUGAACAAUUAAAGUGUAUUUUUUCUCGUUUGGGUGCACCAACUGAACGUAAUUUCCCUAGUAUGAAAGAAUAUCCACUUUAUGAAAAAUAUUCCGGUCUGUUGGAUGCUCUUGCGGAGGAACAAAAUACACAUGAUACAGGUUUAACAUAUAGUCAUGAUGGUCUUGAUGAAAUUAAAAGUGAUUUAACUCAUUAUUUUAGAAGAUAUGGUGUUGUGGGUAUUGUAGGCGAAGAUGGACUGGAUCUUAUUAGCCGAUUAUUAUUAUAUGAACCAAGACGUCGUCUUACAGCAGAAGAAGCCCUUCAACAUCCUUUCUUUACGACACUUUCACGAAGUAUCAUUCCAACUGUAGAAACUGUAGCGGAUGUGGACACAGCUCUUCCAAUGAUUUCUUCUUGUUUGAUUAUGGAUGAGAGGAGAAACACAAUGGAUCACGGUAGACUCACCGAUAUGGAGAGUGAAUAUUGCCCAGAUGCUUUGCAAACCCAAAGACCAUCCGAGUCUAUGAAUGCUCCUCCACACGAACAACAGGAAGAAGAAGAAGAAGAAGAAGAAGAAGAGGAAGAGGAAAAAGAAGAAAAAGAAGAAGAACAACAACCACAACCACCACAAAAACAACCUAAACAGAAAAAUCCCAAAUUGAAACAUAAACAACCACAACCACCGCAAACAGAAGAAAUAAGAAGAGGUAGUAAUAAACGUGGGAUAUCUGUACGUAUGAACGGUGGUACUUUCCCAAAGCCGUUGGGUGUGUGUCCGGUGCGGAAUAAUAUAUCAUAUGUCCAUCGUCCAGAGAUAAACUCCACAAAGACAGUAGUAGGUCGUAAUGGUAGACGUAUUUGA
Molecule: messenger RNA, 1665 nt
Organism: Trypanosoma theileri
Lineage: Eukaryota; Euglenozoa; Kinetoplastea; Trypanosomatida; Trypanosomatidae
Product: putative protein kinase
Exons: 1
Coding region: 1-1665 (554 amino acids)
Biological process (GO): protein phosphorylation
Cellular component (GO): cytoplasm; nucleus
Molecular function (GO): ATP binding; cyclin-dependent protein serine/threonine kinase activity
Source: RefSeq, a predicted model, not a curated record